AGCCUCGGGGGAGAGUAGACGUUGCUCGCGCGAUUUUGCCGCCUAAUUCCAAAUUCGAAUUCGAAUCGUUCCAUGAUAACGUCUUUAACAUGUUGAUAUAACGUCUUUUCGUUUGACAAGUUUGAAUUGUUUUUUUAUUUAAAUAAGUGUGCAGUGAUUUUUGUAUUUUAUAUUUAAAGUGAAAAAUGUUGGCCCAAGGAGUAAUGAAGUUUUUAUGUUUAUUAGUGACAUUUUUUGGAGGUGUCACAAGCCUUCGAGACGUCAUGCUUCUAGUUGAGCCGUCAACAGUCAUCAGGGGUGGCACAGCCGCGUUAAUUUGUUCCCGGGACAUGCAGGGGGCGCCACUGUACUCAGUGAAGUGGUACAGAGGCAACCAUGAGUUCUACAGGUAUACGCCGAUGGAAGAUCCAGAUACCAGAGUAUUUGGUUUGCCUGGGAUUUAUGUGGAUAUGAACAGAUCCAACGGCACUCAGGUGUUGCUUCGAAGACUGGACCUCACGUUGGCUGGCAACUUCAGCUGUGAGGUCACCGCGGACUCACCGUCCUUCGCGACGCAGAUUGCUACCAAAUUCAUCGAUGUCAUUGCGUUGCCGCCCAUCGCUCCGGUGCUGAAGGCAGACAAGGACCGCUACCAGCCAGGAGAGGUGCUGCAGGCGAACUGCACAUCAUCACCAGCGCGGCCAGCUGCCAACCUCACCAUCUACAUUAAUGAGGAGGCUCUCCGCUCUUCAGAAACAAGCCUCCAUCCGUCUGAGAGUGGUUUGCUCUGGACCAGUGUCAAGGCUGACGUGAAAGUGACUCCAGAGCUGUUCCUGGGCGGCCGGCUGAGAGUGGCCUGCCUCGCCACAGUGUAUGAUGUGUACAGGAGCUCAGCAAACCUGGACUUCUUUACACCUGACACGGAUCCUCGGCCUGAGAGGAUCACCCUCAACAGUGCAUCCAAGACGUUCCAGAGCUGGAUCCUGUUGUUCCUCCUCUUCUUGCUGCCUGUAGUGAUGGGCCAGGACUACCUAGUACCCUUCGUCGAAUACGAUGAUUAUGACGACAAAUACGAAGCCGUGGCCAGGUCAUCCCUACUUGGCGGCUGAACGGCAGAUUAUAGUUUUAAUUUUAAUAUACGAAUUUAGUGUGAUAAUUAAUUGUAAACACGAUAUUUUAAUUAGGCACUGCAUUUUUUUAAGGUUUGAAUUAUAAUUUUAGUUGAGAUUUUUUUUAAGAAAGUAUGUUUUAUGAUAUAGUUUUAAGCAUUUGAGAACUGAUUUAAGCAUUCCAAAUCUUAACGAAUAUUUUAAUUUAUAUUCGUAUAAGAGGUGAAUUAUUUGUUAUAAUAUGAGGUAAUUUAAAAUUAUCUGCCACGAUU
Spodoptera frugiperda (fall armyworm) is the source of this 1360-nucleotide messenger RNA. RefSeq lists its product as uncharacterized. Bases 186 to 1088 code for a protein of 300 amino acids. Lineage: Eukaryota; Metazoa; Arthropoda; Insecta; Lepidoptera; Noctuidae. The record is from RefSeq and is a predicted model, not a curated record. The transcript has 6 exons.